This is a messenger RNA of Amoebophrya sp. A25, 677 nucleotides long. The record is from the annotation of a GenBank genome assembly. Lineage: Eukaryota; Dinophyceae; Syndiniales; Amoebophryaceae.
AUGCACUUGCCUGCCGUUGCUUUUGCCGAUGGGAUUCAGAGUGUUUCAAUUUGUUCCGCUUCGGUGACGGUGAAGAUGACAACAGCAGAGUCGCUUCGUGCGCUUGGUGGUUUGGCGACCAUACCACACUUGAACCGUGGCCCAUAUUUUGCCGAACCUCCAACACCAGACGAAAAAGAUUUUGGUCAAGGUUUAGCUCGAAAGUUUGGUCCGCGCAAAACCGUGUUCGCGCUGAAACCUCUGCUAGAUGUUCGGUCCCGUCUGGAGUUUGCUCAGAAUAUGCCGCGUGAUACGUGGCAGGAGAAUUGCCACUUGCGCUGGGAUUUUCUUAAGAAUCGGCGUGCCGUAAUUCCAGAAAACGAUGGGAAACGACUUGGGAUACAUGUAUAAAAAUUUUAUCUACUUCUUGUUCUAAUUCUUAUUCUUGCUGGUUUCAUCUGGUUCAUGCAUGUGCAUCUUCGUGGCCCUUACUUGCAACGCGUCACCAAAAGAUAAUAUGACUGUUCGUGAUUUUAUCUUACUGUUAUGAAGUAGUUCUUGUUUUCGGUUAAUCUUCCUUAACGUCUUUUACAGGUGGAGAAUGUUCUCAGUUUUGGGACGAUAAUUUUUACUGGGACAGUCGACAGCAAUGCGCUGCAGUUGUGGCGUGAAGGUUUGAAGAAGCACAAGAAUUCGAG